Molecule: messenger RNA, 3752 nt
Organism: Centrocercus urophasianus (Greater sage-grouse)
Lineage: Eukaryota; Metazoa; Chordata; Aves; Galliformes; Phasianidae
Gene: CDH2
Product: cadherin 2
Exons: 16
Coding region: 1-2739 (912 amino acids)
Biological process (GO): blood vessel morphogenesis; cell morphogenesis; adherens junction organization
Cellular component (GO): presynaptic active zone membrane; plasma membrane; postsynaptic specialization membrane
Molecular function (GO): cadherin binding; calcium ion binding
Source: RefSeq, a predicted model, not a curated record
AUGUGCCGGAUAGCGGGAACGCCGCCGCGGAUCUUGCCGCCGCUGGCGCUGAUGUUGCUGGCGGCCCUGCAGCAGGCACCGAUAAAAGCAACUUGUGAAGACAUGUUGUGCAAGAUGGGAUUUCCUGAAGAUGUGCACAGUGCGGUCGUGUCGAGGAGUGUACAUGGAGGACAGCCUCUGCUGAAUGUGAGGUUUCAGAGCUGUGAUGAAAACCGAAAAAUAUACUUUGGAAGCAGUGAGCCAGAAGAUUUCAGAGUAGGUGAAGACGGUGUAGUAUACGCAGAGAGAAGCUUCCAACUAUCAGCAGAGCCCACAGAGUUUGUAGUGUCUGCUCAAGACAAGGAAACUCAGGAAGAAUGGCAAAUGAAGGUGAAGCUAACCCCUGAACCAGCAUUCACAGGGAUCUCAGAAAAGGACCAAAAGAAAAUUGAAGACAUCGUAUUUCCAUGGCAACAAUAUAAGGACAGCAGCCAUCUGAAGAGACAGAAGAGAGACUGGGUUAUCCCUCCAAUCAACCUACCAGAAAAUUCCAGAGGACCUUUUCCUCAAGAAUUAGUUAGGAUUAGGUCUGAUCGUGAUAAAAGCCUUUCGCUACGGUACAGUGUGACUGGCCCAGGAGCUGACCAACCUCCAACAGGAAUCUUCAUCAUCAACCCCAUCUCAGGACAGCUGUCUGUGACAAAGCCUUUAGAUCGGGAGCAGAUUGCUUCUUUUCAUCUGAGAGCACAUGCAGUGGAUGUAAAUGGAAACCAGGUGGAAAAUCCUAUUGAUAUUGUGAUUAACGUCAUUGAUAUGAAUGAUAACAGACCUGAGUUCUUGCAUCAGGUUUGGAAUGGGACAGUCCCCGAAGGAUCAAAGCCAGGAACCUAUGUGAUGACUGUUACUGCCAUCGAUGCUGAUGAUCCCAAUGCACAGAAUGGGAUGCUGAGAUACAGAAUCUUGUCACAGGCACCAAGCAGUCCCUCUCCCAACAUGUUUACAAUCAACAAUGAGACUGGUGAUAUUAUUACCGUAGCAGCUGGACUUGACAGAGAGAAAGUACAACAGUAUACAUUAAUAAUUCAAGCUACGGACAUGGAAGGAAACCCAACAUAUGGUCUUUCAAACACAGCAACUGCUGUCAUCACUGUGACAGAUGUCAAUGACAAUCCUCCAGAGUUCACUGCUAUGACUUUCUAUGGUGAAGUACCAGAAAACAGAGUGGAUGUCAUAGUAGCUAACCUAACAGUAACAGAUAAAGAUCAGCCACACACGCCUGCGUGGAAUGCGAGGUACCAAAUGACGGGGGGAGACCCGACAGGCCAAUUUACUAUCCUGACCGAUCCAAAUAGCAAUGAUGGGUUGGUAACUGUUGUCAAGCCCAUUGACUUUGAGACCAACAGGAUGUUUGUACUUACUGUAGCUGCAGAAAAUCAAGUGCCUUUGGCUAAGGGAAUUCAGCAUCCUCCUCAGUCAACAGCAACGGUGUCCAUUACAGUCAUUGAUGUGAAUGAGAGUCCAUAUUUUGUUCCAAACCCCAAGCUUGUACGUCAAGAAGAAGGGCUACUUGCUGGUAGCAUGUUGACAACUUUCACUGCUCGGGACCCAGAUCGUUACAUGCAGCAAACCUCCCUAAGGUACUCAAAACUUUCGGAUCCUGCAAAUUGGCUAAAAAUUGACCCUGUUAAUGGACAAAUAACAACCACAGCUGUUUUGGACAGAGAAUCGAUAUAUGUGCAAAACAAUAUGUAUAAUGCAACUUUUCUUGCCUCUGAUAAUGGAAUUCCUCCAAUGAGCGGAACUGGCACACUUCAGAUAUACUUGCUGGACAUCAAUGAUAAUGCUCCCCAAGUGAACCCGAAAGAAGCCACCACUUGUGAAACCCUGCAGCCUAAUGCUAUUAACAUCACUGCUGUAGACCCUGAUAUUGAUCCAAAUGCAGGCCCAUUUGCCUUUGAGCUGCCUGAUUCACCUCCUAGCAUUAAGAGGAAUUGGACUAUUGUUAGAAUUAGCGGUGAUCAUGCCCAGCUUUCUUUAAGGAUCAGGUUCCUAGAGGCUGGUAUCUAUGAUGUGCCCAUAGUAAUUACAGAUUCUGGAAAUCCACAUGCAUCUAGCACUUCUGUGCUGAAAGUGAAAGUUUGCCAAUGUGACAUAAAUGGGGACUGUACUGAUGUUGACCGGAUUGUUGGCGCAGGACUGGGCACUGGUGCCAUCAUUGCAAUUCUGCUUUGUAUCAUCAUCUUGCUCAUUUUAGUGUUGAUGUUCGUAGUAUGGAUGAAGCGCCGUGAUAAGGAGCGUCAGGCCAAGCAGCUCUUAAUUGAUCCAGAAGAUGACGUGAGGGACAACAUUCUGAAAUACGAUGAAGAAGGUGGUGGAGAAGAAGAUCAGGAUUAUGACUUGAGCCAGCUCCAGCAGCCUGACACUGUAGAACCAGAUGCCAUCAAACCUGUUGGAAUCAGACGUCUUGAUGAAAGGCCAAUCCAUGCAGAACCUCAGUAUCCAGUCAGAUCAGCUGCUCCUCAUCCUGGGGACAUUGGGGACUUCAUUAAUGAGGGACUUAAAGCAGCCGACAAUGACCCUACAGCCCCACCAUAUGAUUCCCUCUUAGUCUUCGACUAUGAAGGAAGUGGCUCCACUGCUGGAUCCUUGAGCUCUCUUAAUUCCUCAAGUAGUGGUGGUGAGCAAGACUAUGACUACCUAAAUGACUGGGGCCCACGUUUCAAGAAACUUGCUGACAUGUAUGGUGGAGGUGAUGACUGAACUUCAAAGUGAACUUUGUUUUUGGACAAGUACAAACAUUUCAACUGAUAUUCCCCAAAAGCAUACAGAAGCUAGGCUUUAACUUUGUAGUCUACUAGCACAAGUGCUUGCUGAAGGCUUUGGCAUAGGCUGCAAACCAAUUUGGGCUCCGUGGAAUAUCAGUGAUCCAAUGCUGUUUGGAAAAAAAUGUUGAGCUCAGUUACACUUGAAUUUUACAGUACAGAAGCACUGGGAUUUUAUGUGCCUUUUUGUACCUUUUUCAGAUCGGAAUUAGUUUUAUGUUUAAGGCUUUAAUGGUACUGAUUUAUGAAAUGAUGCAUUAAAGAAACAAGAUAUGUUGGGGUGGGGAGGAGUAAGGUGAAUCACAAUAUGCUUCAAUAUGCUUUUGUUACAUCGCAUUGCUUUUAUUAAAAUAAGGAGACUGAAAAUUAAAAAAAAAAAAUCCUCAUGGAACAAUUUUAUUAUGUGGAAGAGAAGACCAUGAGGUGGAACAAUGUACAUUACUUCUAGUUUUAGAUGUUAGGGGAUUUUUUUCACUAAAAUUCUAAAACUUAUGCAGCUGGUUGCAAAUAAAGGGAGUUUUCAUAUCACCAGUUUGUAGCAGAACUGAUUUAUUUUUUUUUUCCUUAUGCUAGAAUGUUAGACACAUUUUGGUCGCAAUCCAUGUACACUUUCUUUUUUUUUUUUUUUUUUUUUUUUUACUUUCUAGUACUUUUUUCCCACUUCACUGUAAAAAUGGUAUGUGUACAUAAUGUUUUAUUGGCAUAGUCUGUGGAGAAGUGCAGAAACUUCAGAACAUGUGUAUGUAUUAUUUGGACUAUGGAUUCAGGUUUUUGCAUGUUUAUAUCUUUCAUUAUGGAUAAAGUAUUUACAAAACAGGUUGCAAACAAGUGACACUGAAUCAAUUGUUGAACUGUAGUUAGAGUACUCAAUAUUUUUUUUAUUUUUAUUUUUAUUAUUUUUUGUUUGUUUGUUUGGGGAGGGAAAAAAGUUCCUAGCACAAAAGUUUUACA